Messenger RNA from Sodiomyces alkalinus F11, 1804 nucleotides. RefSeq lists its product as hypothetical. The record is from RefSeq and is a predicted model, not a curated record. The coding region runs from base 378 to 1544 and encodes 388 amino acids. The transcript is spliced from 6 exons. NCBI's taxonomy places the organism in Eukaryota, Fungi, Ascomycota, Sordariomycetes, Glomerellales, Plectosphaerellaceae.
AGCACUUUAUGCCCUGGACCGGUGGGGUCCUCCGACGCAGAUCUCUUCCAUCCUCCCCUGCCUCAUUUCUAUCAACUCUCACCUUUGGCAAAGACCCAAGGACGGCCCAGGAACAGCCCAGGGCAACGGAUACGUUCUGUCUUGCUCUUCUCCAGGGGUGGUUUUUUUUCGUGAAUAUGAUGCGUCGGUUCUUAACUUGAGGCCGUUCCUCCUAAGACUUCUUGCUCCUCGAGAAUUGAAGUUCAACUCCCAGUGCCCGCUUCACUGUUCGACCUUCCUUUGUUCCUUUUUUCCUUCAUCUCCUUCCUUGUGAUACCUCAUUCUCGACCGCUUGUCACAAGUGACAGAGUGAGAGACAGAGAGAGACAGACAGAGCCAUGUCGGCAGAAGAGACUUUCUCCGCCGCAUACCUCGCGGAAAACAAGGGCCCGAGCAUCCUCGGCAGCACCAUCGCCGUCUCCAUCGCCAGCACCCUCUUCGCAGGAGCCCGUCUUUUUGUCCGCGGCAAGAUCUUGAGGCAACUACAUCUCGAUGACUACCUUAUUAUUAUUUCUGUGUUAGCAGGAUGGGUAUCAUUAGCAAUGGCCAUAACGGCCGUGGCCAACGGAAACGGCAGACACUUCGACACGCUAUCGCUACAACAGAAGCAGGACGUGAUUCUAUGGACCAUCGUCGGCUUCCCACCCGGAAUCAUCUCCUUUGGCGUGCCCAAGCUCGCCGUCGUCGCUCUCCUUACUCGCAUCAUGAACCCUUCGAGGUGGCACACCAUUUUCCUAUGGGCCUUGACGGGCCUCUGUAACGUCGCUCUGAUGGGCUGCACCGUCAUCCUCUUCGCCCAGUGCCAGCCGUCCAGGUCGCAGUGGAACUUUAGUGUUCCGGGAGUGUGCUGGGACCGGUGGAUUUUGGUCCACUAUGCCAUCUUUGCCGGCGCUUUCUCUGCUUUCGUCGAUCUUUACCUCGCCAUCUACCCUGCUUUGGUCCUGGCCAAGUUGAAGCUCAACGUCAAGAAGAAGAUUGCCCUUACGGUUGCUCUGGGUAUCGGCUCAGUAUCAACUGUCGUCGCCAUUUACAAGUGCACUCGUUUGCCUGCGCUCGCUAGUCCCGACUUUUCAUACGAUACUUCCGACCUCAUCAUCUGGACCAUCGUCGAAGGAAGCACCAUCAUCAUCGCCUCCUGCAUCCCCAUCCUCCAGCCCCUCGUCGACGUCCUCUUCGGCAAGCGCGCCCUCGGCAGCUCAUCCGACCCGCGCUACAAGUACCAGCACUACGGCACCGACCGCUCGGGACCCAGGAACCUCAAGUCCGACAUCGACAUGCCCUCCGUCCACCGCUCCGGCCACCACAUGCACGGCAAGCCGGCGCAGAAUGAGGAGGGCGCCAGCGAGUACGAGCUGACCCGCGGGCCCGCGUCGAAGAGCAGCCAGGAGUCGAUUUUGGAGCGCAACAGGCUACCGAGCGACGGCGCCAUUGUCAGGACGGAUGUGUUUACUGUCAAGGUCUCGCAGGCGAAACCGGGGGAGUCGGACAGGGGCAUGGGCUUUUGAUCCGGUCGUGCGCCCAUGUUGUACUACUACGGGUUGGUGGGUGUGUGUAAAAAAAAUUAAAAUUGAUGCAAGGACUCUCGAUGCGGGCUUUGCAGCGCUAUCAUAGUCACGGCGUUUACCGGCGAGAAGGGACGGUUUUCUGUCCCCGUUUGGUUGAUCACUUCAACGUCAAGGGGCUGCACUUCUUAGGUUGCAAGUUAGAUAUACUGCGGUUAGCCAUUUUGAGGUAGAUUUAUUUCACUGAGAUUAUCACACUGGAG